AUGACUUGCUCUUAUAUAUGGCGCAAGUGGUCUAAAGAUGAGGUGCCUGGUAAGAUGAGCGUUUACUAUGUGAUGAAUCCAAUCACUAGGAAAUGUCUCGAGCUCCCUCCCAUCACUCAACCUCGUGGUUUUUUCAUUCAAGCUGGGUUAAUUUUCAGCUAUGACAACAAUAAUAAUAAUAUUGAUGAUAAGCAACUUAGUUACAGUUUGGUGCUCAUUCCUUAUUUGAGUCACAAGUCAAGAAAAUUCAAGAUACACAUGUUCUCGUCCAACACCAGUGAAUGGAGUGAGUUCGAGCCGUUGUUGCCGGCGCUGGAGGGAUUUGAAUUAUGUCACUUUCCCAGGUCUGCUGUUUCCUAUAAAGGCAUGCUUUUUUGUCCUGGUACUGGUGGCCGUCUUCUCGCGUUUGAUCCGUACAACGCCAGAUCUUGUCGAUUGAUUGAGAAGUCUAUAGAAUAUGAGUCACAUGGAGGAACUGAUUGCGACUAUGAUAAUGAAGGUGGAGGCAACUGGUUCUUGGAGCAUGAAGUGUUUUUCAACCAGUUGGUCUCAAAAUAUGUCCCACUGAAAUUUCCCUUUGUCACAGUACUAGCUUUUCAUCCUAAUGAUGGAGAUAUCUUGUAUUUGGUGAUUGAAAUGAAGGUUGAAUUAUGCAACUUGAGGAGCAAAACAAUGGAAGUCUUUUGUGAUAUUCCUCACGGCUGUGAAGGUUCUUCAACUAUGUCUGGAGAUUGUACACUUCAAUCAAUUCUUGAUGAUAGGGAGCCUAAUGAAGAGGAUGAGAGUUGUGUUACAAUUGCAGAGGAUUAG
Messenger RNA from Quercus robur (English oak), 810 nucleotides. RefSeq lists its product as uncharacterized. The transcript has 3 exons. Lineage: Eukaryota; Viridiplantae; Streptophyta; Magnoliopsida; Fagales; Fagaceae. The record is from RefSeq and is a predicted model, not a curated record. The coding region runs from base 1 to 810 and encodes 269 amino acids.